AUGACUCGCAAUACAACCUUCAUCAUUCUUUCUUUUGCUUUGUUGCAAAAUAACAGUCAUUUAAUGUCAGCAAGGGGAAAUAACACAAUCGCCAUUGUGAAGGGCUCAGAAAAUUAUGAAACACCGAAGGAGUCAUUUGCUAAUGUAUUUUCAGACAUAAAUGAUCUAAAUUCAAUGACCAAAAUCACAAUUAAUGGGAAAGAAAUAAAACUAGAAUUCUUUUUGGGGGGAGAUUAUAAAUUCAUUUUAAUCAUGUUGGGUCUCAAAGGUGCCACCUCAUUCUAUGCUUGUGCCUGGUGCAAAGUUCACAAAGAUAAAAGAUGGGAUAUGAACCACGAGGAAGAUUUUUACAAUAAGCCACCAUUGCAAAGAACACUAAAAGAAUUAAAAGAAUUAUCAAAAAAGGGCAGAGAAAAUUUUUGCUGUGAACAUGAGCCUCUAUUGAACAUUGAGUCAGAUCAUAAAAUUUUAGACGAAUUGCACCUUUUACUUAGAGUAGUUGAUGUGUUGCUAAAUAAUUUACUGGAGGAUGUAUUACAGUGGGACAAAAAAGAUGAUUUGAUGAUUUGA
Pocillopora verrucosa is the source of this 570-nucleotide messenger RNA. Lineage: Eukaryota; Metazoa; Cnidaria; Anthozoa; Scleractinia; Pocilloporidae. The record is from RefSeq and is a predicted model, not a curated record.